Molecule: messenger RNA, 1179 nt
Organism: Drosophila novamexicana
Lineage: Eukaryota; Metazoa; Arthropoda; Insecta; Diptera; Drosophilidae
Exons: 4
Coding region: 133-780 (215 amino acids)
Source: RefSeq, a predicted model, not a curated record
UGUACUUGACUGAUGCCAUUUCUUCUUUUGUUAGCUUUUCUAUUGCACCAUCCACUUGCAAUUUUCUACAACUUAUAUGGAACUUGCAACUGAAAACUGCAAACAGUUCACUUAGCGCAUUCAUUGUUCGCGAUGAGUUCCAAUCGCUCGCGUUAUUGUUGCCGCCUCCUAGUUGGAUUCAUUCUUAUUGUACUGACUGUCAAGCUGACCAGUGCAGUGCUGUUCUUUCCACGUGGCGGUUCCAUAGGUUUACUAGCUGCAGUGGCCAUUCCAUUGGACCUUACGUAUCGCAAUGUGUACAUGGCCUUCAACUUCGAGUCCAACUAUGGUUUGCCGUCGAAUGACUCUUACAAUCAGUGGAUUGAUAGGUGGGAUCUGGACGAGGGAUUUCUCGGCAUUGGUAGCGAUGUGACGCCCAUAGAUGGACGCAAUGACGAUAAACUGGAGAAACGUUCGAUUUCGACACCGCCCCGUUUUACACGUCACGACUUCUACAGAGCGAUUGUUAGCUAUUUGGGUCAGUAUGGCUACAAUGGCAGCGCCUGUUUGCUGCGCACCAUCUGCGAGGUGACCGCUGCUCCACUGGAUGCACACAACGGCGUAUUGGGCAGCAUAUUCAAAAUUCUAUUCAUGCCAACGACAAGCGCCGCCGAGCAGCGACUACAGCACGUGGAUAGCCUCUAUGAGGCUACAGAGCUGGGCACGCGCGGCUUAAACUGUGCUGAUUACGUGGCCGGUUGUGCACACAGUAUGCUGGACAUGAUAAGCGUUAUGCUCUAAAUCUAAGGAGUGCGUGAGUGCACUCAAAGAAUGCAUACAACAGCAAACUGCUCCUAAAUAAAUUAGCCAAGUGCUUAGCAAAACAUUAUUCUUAUAAAAAAAAAAACAUAAUUCCCUUACGCUACAGCAAGACUUCAGUAUCUACUUUCACCCGUUUACUAAAUACGCAUAUUCAGCAAGUCAUUUUUAAGCAGUUCUGUUUAAGCAAUCUAAUAAUUACUGAAGGACUACAAGUAUCUCUUAAGACAUUUCUUUCAGUAACUUAAAUAAACUGUAUAUGUAAAAUUAUAAUAUAAGACUUUAUAGAGAUUACUCUCCUUUAAUAAAAAACAAAAUUCUCUUUUAAAAUUAAGAAGGAUCGGAAACCCGGAAUUGGAAAUACGCGAACUGGACGGGUCU